GGGCUGUAGAGAGGACAUUCACAUAGACUUCGAGAGGUUGGAGGCAGGAAAUGGUACGGAUGCUUCCCAUACUCUGGCAUGAGGAAAUUGCUCCAUCUGUGAUUUCCUUGCCAUAAGAUUGAAAACUGUAGAGCUGCAUGAGGACUGAAGAUACCCUCAAGGCUGAGCAAUGCCUUGAGCCUGGGAGGAAGGCCUACCCAGGGUAAGGGCUGAAGUCAAAAACCUGUCACUCCCUACAUAACUCAAGACUGUGUCCCUCAGCCUGCACCCUCAUCUUCCAUUUCAGGUCUCAAGUGUGACUCAGGAAGAACUGAUUUUGUCUAGGCGGCCUGGGACCAAGGGCUACCAUCUUACACAUCUCUAAAUCACCAGUAAGGAUUCCAGCUGCAGACUGCCUGUGUAGACAAUUAUUCAUUUGCUUCCAGACUGCUUAGUGGCCUUGUAUCCACUUCCAUUCCUCUUGCCUUAACUGGGCUCAGGCUGUAAAGAGGACAUUCACUUAGACUUCAAGAGGUUGGAGGCAGGAAAUGGACUCAGUGGUGUUUGAGGAUGUGGCCGUGAACUUUACCCAGGAAGAGUGGGCUUUGCUGAAUUUUGCUCAGAGGAAAUUCUACAGAGAUGUGAUGAUGGAAACCUUCAGAAACCUGGCCUCAGUUGUUUCUCAACAGGUUGAUAAAGGACAAAUGGUGUCCACUGACCAUUUAAUAAUGCGAUUCAUAAAGAAUAACUUCCGGUAUACCAUGUUAGGAGAAGCUUGUGAAUUCCACGGCGUUAAAGAACAGUGUAACAACAAACACAGGCAUAUGACAUGGCAUACAGAUGAGAGCCUCCAUGAAAGUAAUGAAUGGAAAGAAAAGGAAAGGAAAGAAGGUAAUCAGUGUGGAAAACUUUUCAGCAAGAUUGCGUGUCUUACCAGGCUCAAGAAAACUGUUACUAAUGAAAAUCCUUCUAAAUGCUGUAAACGUGCAAAACCUUUAAAGUAUCAUUCUUCAUUUAAACAUCACAUCAGAUCUCACACUGGAUGCAGUACCUAUCAGUGUAAGGAAUGUGGAGUGGCCUGCAGUAGUUCCUCUUGCCUGAGCACUCACGUAAAAACUGUUACUGUAAAGAAUAUUUAUAAAUGUAAGGAAAGUGGCAUCACUUGUUCCUCAUCCUUCAAUACACAUGAAAGAACUCAUGGUAGAGACAGGCCUAAUGAAUAUAAGGAAUUCAAGAAAGCUUUUGGUCAGUUCUCAACCUUCAUUGAACAUAAAAAAAUUCAAAGUGGAAGGCAACAUUAUGAUCAUAAGGAAUAUGUGAAUACCUGUAGUUCUUCAUCAUCCCUCAGUAAACAUAUUAGCAUUCACAGUGGAGUGAGGUCUUAUGAAUGUAAGGAAUGUGGGAAAGUGUUUACUUGUGCCUCAUACCUUACUACACAUAGAAGAAUUCACAGUGGUGAGAGGCCUUAUAAGUGUAAGGAAUGUGGGAAAGCCUUACGUUAUUCCUCAUCUUUCAGUAAACAUAAAAGAACUCACACGGGAGAGAGGCCUUAUGAAUGUAAGGAAUGUGGAAAAGCCUUCAGCUGUGCUUCACACCUCACUACACAUUUAAGAACUCACAGUGGAGAGAGGCCUUACGAAUGUAACGAAUGUGGGAAAGCCUUUAGUUGUUCCUCAUCUCUCACUACACAUACAAGAACUCACAGUGGAGAGAGGCCUUACAAAUGUAAGGAUUGUGGAAAAGCCUUUAGGCAGUCCUCAAACCUAUUGAAUCAUAUAAGAACUCACAGUGGAGAGCGGCCUUAUGAAUGUAAGGAAUGUGGGAGAGCCUUUAGCCAGUCCUCACACCUGAUCAAUCAUAUAAGAACUCACAGUGGAGAAUGGCUUCAUGAAUGUAAGGAAUGUAGGAAAACCUUUAGCCAGUCCUCACACCUGAUCAACCAUAUGAGAACUCACAGUGGAGAGUGGCCUUAUGAUUGUAAGAAAUGUGGGAAAUCUUUUUGUGACUUCUCCAACUUCUCUAGACAUAUAAGAACUCACAGUGGAGAGAGGCCUUAUAAAUGUAAGGAAUGUGGAAAAGCCUUUACACAGUCCUCAUCUCUCAGUCAACAUAAAAGAACUCACAGUGGAGAGCGACCUUAUGAAUGUAAGGAAUGUGGGAAAGCAUUUAGCCGGGUUUCAAACCUCACUAGACAUAUAAGAACUCACAGAGGAGAGAGGCCUUAUGAGUGUAAAGAAUGUAGGAAAGCCUUUAGUUUGCGCUCAGCCCUCACUAGGCAUAUAAAAACUCACAGUGGGGAGAGGCCUUAUGAAUGUAAGGAAUGUGGGAAAGCAUUUAUCCGGUCCUCAGCCCUCACUACACAUAUAAGAAUUCACAGUGGAGAGAGGCCUUAUGAAUGUAGGGAAUGUGGGAAAGCAUUUAGCCAGUCCUCAUCUCUCACAACACAUACAAGAACUCACAGUGGAGAGAGGCCUUAUGAGUGUAAGGAAUGUGGGAAAGCCUUUAGUCACGCCUCAUCUUUCACUCACCAUAUAAGAACUCACAGCAGAAAGAGGUCUUAACGAAUGUACAAAGUGAGGAAACAUUUUCAGUUCUCUCUCCUACUUGAAAAUACGUUAGAAAGUACAUUGAGGAGAAAUAUAUAUUGCACGUAUGACAGGUCCUAUCAACGUCAAAAACAAGGGAAGCCUUCAGUGUGAGUACUUCUUUUGGACCUGUAUAAUACCUCACACUGGAGAGACUCGGGGACUAGAAGCAAAGAAUGUCUUCGUUUGUACCACAUAACUUUGGAUGAGUAUCAAAAUGUAAAUUUGGUUCUGAUAUAUAAAAAUUGCCUGUAAUACACAAUCUCGUCAACCUCUGUUCUAAGUUUUGUGUUUUUUUUACUCCACUAUGUUUUUAAUAUUUUUAUUAAUAAAUUUUCAUAUUAUAAAGCAGUAUGUUCUCGAUGUAGAGAAAUUGGAUUUUAACAGAAAUU
Molecule: messenger RNA, 2956 nt
Organism: Trichechus manatus latirostris (Florida manatee)
Lineage: Eukaryota; Metazoa; Chordata; Mammalia; Sirenia; Trichechidae
Product: zinc finger protein 883-like
Exons: 5
Coding region: 528-2540 (670 amino acids)
Biological process (GO): regulation of DNA-templated transcription
Source: RefSeq, a predicted model, not a curated record